Dendronephthya gigantea is the source of this 1212-nucleotide messenger RNA. RefSeq names its product protein PRRC1-like. The record is from RefSeq and is a predicted model, not a curated record. Gene Ontology annotation, molecular function: protein kinase A regulatory subunit binding. Gene Ontology annotation, cellular component: cytoplasm. Gene Ontology annotation, biological process: activation of protein kinase A activity. Lineage: Eukaryota; Metazoa; Cnidaria; Anthozoa; Malacalcyonacea; Nephtheidae.
ACAAAACUCCACGUUGUUUUAAAAAGUUAAAAAACAAAACAAAGAUUUAUAUAAAGUGAUGUUUUGGCCUUAAAACAUCCGUUUUUCCAGCAAAUUUCAAGUCAAUGGCAACCAUUAAUGCUGGCUCAAAUGAAAAGGCGAACCAGGAUGAAAUAGCGCGCGAAAUGGCCAGUGCGAUCGCUGAUGACACGUCAACAAAGACAGCUUCUGAUCAAAGACAAGGAGAUCUUGCUCAAAGCAGUAAUCUUGUCUCCAGCGAGUCGGGAAGUUUUGUACGGAUUUCCACUGCAGAAGGCGGUAAGGUGAAUGCUCAGGGAGAUGGCAAAAUGGGCGCUGUUGCUUUGAAUUUUGGAGAGCACACAGGUCCUGAGAUUCGCGAUGAUAGCAGCGAGGUUUCGAGUCAAGGAGUUUGGGGCUGGAUCAGCAGUGCUGUUGGUAAUGAUAUUGUUCAGACCACUCAGAGAUUAGGAAGAAAUCUUGUGCAGAAGACCAAGGAUUCUGUAGACAGUGUCAUCACAACUUUGGAUCCAGGAAUGGAGAACUACUUACAUAAAACUGAUUCGGAUACAAUCAAUAUCUUGAUUACAUCAACGGAUGAGGAUUAUCGAAGGAUAAAAGAUGGUUUUAAGCAAGUAUUCUCGCACGUUUUGGUCCAAAAUCAAGCGUCACGUUCGAGCCUAGCUCCACUCCCCAACAGCUUCUCAUCUGCUUUAAAAAGCGCAAAGCAGCGAAUAUCAAAUCAUCGCUCGUCCACGCCAGCUGAGGUCGAAGUUGUUGUGGUUGCUGUGGAAGAGUUUAUCGCAGAAGUGAUGCCUGAAAUGUGGUUUGGUAUGCUGUGUCUGUGCCUGGAUGACGCCUCACAGAAGCUUGAAAUGGAAACAUUCUCGCAAACUUUCGUCCUUCCGAAUGACGUGGUGAAGAAACUCGAAGAGCUAACACCACGUACAUACAGUCUCCGCUGGUCAGGGCUCAGCGUCAGUCUGGCUGAAGUUCUGCAAAGUAACUGGACCAACUUCUUAGCGGGUGUUCCCAAGAGACAAGUGGUUACUUUGGCCGCAAAGACAUUAGCUGGACAAUAUCGAGAGACAUUUCAAAGAAACUCAUCUAAGAUAGAGAAAGCAAUAACAUUAUGAAUCUUAACAUUACCUAUAGACGUAAUAUUAACACGAGUAUUAUAUGUAAGUAGGUAUUAUAGUUAUAUGCAGAAAAUAU